GGCGAUUGCCGCUGCCCCACUCAGGGCAGAGUGCCGGGACGAUCUACAGUCCCCCGACUCGCUCGCGGCGUGGGGCAAGGCGUCAGGGCACCGCUGCCCCACUCACGUUGUGGGGACGGGCAGGAGGGACCCUGGGCUUUCCUAUCCACACGUGGGCCCGGCUACGCAACCCACGGUCUCAGCGUGGGCAGGGCGCGGGGACCCCCGCCACGCUGCCCCGGCCGCGCGGGGAGGCGGGCGGCGGAACAACGUCGGGGCAGGGGCGGCCGCCGACCCCCGCCCGCCGGGGCAGCCCCAUGAGAGGAGGCGUGGCUUAGGCCAUAGGAGAGCCAAUAGAAAGUGGCGGCGGUGAAUAUCAAUACGGGCCGAGCCAAUAGGGGCGCAGCCAUGCUGUUAACAGCUUAGAGGCGCGGGGUGGCGCAGAGCAGCGCUGCCGCCGCCGCGGGGAGCGGAGCGGUGCCGGGCUCCGCGCACCCCCAGCCCGCCCCGGCCCUGGUUCGGCCGCCCAGCCCGCCAUGGCGGCGGCUGUGGACGAGAGCACCCUGCCCUCCAUCUCCACCUUCGCCAACCUGCUGCCGCUGGAGGAGCGGCCCGCCGACAUGCUCCACAGGAUGCUGCAGCAGGACGGCGCCGCCGCUGUCAAGCGGGAGGAGGACGACUUGGGCAAGUUCGUGGACUUGGAUUUCAUCUUGGCGCACACCAGCAGCGGUGGGCAGGGGCCGCCCGGCCCCAACUACCCCCUGCCCGAGACCCCCGAGAGCUGCGGCACCACCUACGACAGCGACGGCUCCUACCCCACGCCGGGCAAGUUCCCGGCGCCUUACCCCGAGGGCCAGGGCCACAGCUACGUGGCCGAGCUGCUAACCCCGGACCUGCCCGGCCACUGCGACCUGCAACGGAGGGAAUACACGGAGCUGCGGGUGCCCGGCGGCCCCCACCACUCCCAUCACCACCCGCCCCUGCACCCGGCCCUGGCCCGCCCGCUGCCCCUGGACCCCGUGCAGCCCUUCGGGCCCCGCAUCAAGAAGGAGCAGCCGGAGGAGCGCGCCUGCAUGCUGGGGCUGCCCGCCGCCGAGUACCUGGGGCCGGGCGGCGGCGAGCACAAGCCACGCGUGGCGCCGGGUCCCGGGCCGGGACCGGUGCCGGGGCCGCCGCUGCCUUACCCGGGCUUCGCCCACGGCCGCCUGGGGCCCCCCGAGGAGCCGCUGCCCGGCACCGACCCCCACCUCCUGGCUGACCUGCCGCCCCACUACGCCGUGGCCCCGCACCGCUACGCGCCCCACUUUGCCCCCCAGCCGCCGCAGUUUCAUGGACACUUCAGUGUUUUCAGGGAGCCCCUGAAGGGGCCGGGGCCGGGCCCGGCGGGGCUGCCCGGGCUGCUGGUCACGCCGCCCAACUCCCCGGUGCUGGAGUACUUCCCGGCCGGGGCCCCCCCCGAGGACUGCAAGCCCAAGCGCGGCCGCCGCUCGUGGGCGCGCAAGCGGACGGCCACGCACAACUGUGAAUACCCGGGCUGCGGCAAGACCUAUACCAAGAGCUCCCACCUCAAGGCGCACAUGCGGACCCACACGGGCGAGAAGCCCUACCACUGCACCUGGGAAGGCUGUGGCUGGAAAUUUGCCCGCUCCGAUGAGCUGACCCGCCACUACCGCAAGCACACAGGGCACCGGCCCUUUCAGUGCCACCUCUGCGAGCGGGCUUUCUCCCGCUCUGAUCACCUUGCCCUCCACAUGAAGCGGCACAUGUGAGCGGCAGGCCACGGCCGGACUUGGUGUCCCUGGAGCCAGCUCACGAUUUAGCUGCGGAGGAUCGAUGGGGAACGCCCAAGCCUCGGCAUCCGAGCAGCAUCUCCUGUGCAACAGCUCUUGAGUCACCCCACUUCCCCGUGCCUCAGUUUCCCUAAUCUGCAGAUGGGGCAAUUGCGGCACCGGGAUGGCGUGACUGGUCCCGCGGUGAGUCACUGCCGAGGUGAACGGCAGCCGAAACUGUACUGGGAGCCUUGCUGGUCCUGUCUUCUUCCCGAGCGGUCCUGUCCCGCUGUCCCCUGCAGCGGGAGCUCUGUGGUACCGGCCUUGUGGUCACAACUGGGAGAUGGGUGGCAGCCGCCCAGCCCCGUGUGCUGUCCCCGCUGUCCUCCUGGGGGUGGCCCAGCAGCUUGGCGGGGUUCAGGUGCUGAGGUUUCCCUGCGUUAAUAGGUGGUGACUCAGCACAAGCGUGCUGGCAGGUCCCGAGCUCAGCAAGCAGGUCUGGCUCCAUCCCUCCCACGGCUGAUUACCUGUGAUGCACGCAUCCCUCUGAAGGCCAGGGCUUGUCCAGACCUGACACCAUGCUGGCAGUGCAGGGAGCAUGCUGUACGGGCUGUGUGGUGGCCUGGCUCAGCGUGGUGGUGGUGGCUUUCACCUCCUGUGCUCGCUGCCGCAACCUCAGGCGGCCAGCCAGGGCUAGGGGAUGCCUUGGGGCUCCUUGCCCCACAAGUGGAAGCGGGAUGUAGCUGUGCUGUGAAUAUGGGCUGGACAGGGCUGAUUCUGCUCCUUCAUGCUUGCAGAUGUGGGGAAGUCAAGUUGGAAAAAGAGAUGGGAAUGGCAGAGCGGGACUGAUGCCUCCCCAAGGGAUGGCUAGUAUUUUGGGGUCAGGCUGAAUGUCCUGGGGCCAGCACCCAGCCUUGGGGUCUGCCCUGAGCAGAUAAGAAACCAUGCGUGUUUCCAGGCAGAGUGGCAGCAGCUUGGGAUGUCAUGUCCUGCCUGCAGGCCCAGGCAUGGGACCAUGGGACUGCAUCCGCAGGUGUCACAGAUCCACCAGGCUCAAUCACUUGUCCUUUCCACAGCUGUCUCCACCCUCCGCUUGCCCCAGUUUCUGAGAGGCGCCUGUGCGGGGGUGACUGUGCAGGGACACAAGUGACCUGUGAUGGGGUACCAGGGGUGUCUUGCUCCUGGGACCUCCGGUACCCAAAGGCGACAGUCUGACACCGGUUGGGUGGCCAGAGCAAAACUGCUGCCUCUUCUCCGGAGACCUGUUCAAAACGUCACAUGGAGGGAGAGGGAGAGGGAAAGGUGUGGGCUGUUUGAAUUAGCGAUGAGUCAGGCUGGCAAAGCCAGAUGGGGAGAGAGUGCAUGCCUGCGUGUUUGUGUGCGUAUAAGUAAUCUCUGGCUUUGUGUUUUUAUUAUGAUUAUUAUUUUUAU
This is a messenger RNA of Grus americana (Whooping crane), 3179 nucleotides long. Its product is annotated as Krueppel-like factor 2. Bases 516 to 1748 code for a protein of 410 amino acids. Gene Ontology annotation, molecular function: DNA-binding transcription factor activity, RNA polymerase II-specific; RNA polymerase II cis-regulatory region sequence-specific DNA binding. NCBI's taxonomy places the organism in Eukaryota, Metazoa, Chordata, Aves, Gruiformes, Gruidae. Gene Ontology annotation, biological process: regulation of transcription by RNA polymerase II. The transcript is spliced from 4 exons. The record is from RefSeq and is a predicted model, not a curated record.